Messenger RNA from Chaetomium strumarium, 660 nucleotides. RefSeq lists its product as uncharacterized. The record is from RefSeq and is a predicted model, not a curated record. Bases 1 to 660 code for a protein of 219 amino acids. The transcript has a single exon. Lineage: Eukaryota; Fungi; Ascomycota; Sordariomycetes; Sordariales; Chaetomiaceae.
AUGUCAGGGGCCGAGCUCAUCGGCAUCAUCUCGGGCAUUGUUUCCCUUGCCCAAGCAUCGAUCAAGAUCUAUCAGGCCGUCGACAACGCCUCAGGUCUCCCGAAGUCAUUCCAGGACGUAUUUGCUCGGUUGCCGCUUGUUCAGAGCACACUGGAGGCCGCGGCGGCGGGUAUCGCCGAAGAGGAGGAAGCUGGCGACAAUCUUGCGUCCGACCGAUCACGAGCGGCGUUGGGCAAGGUGCUCGAGAGUUGCCGAGACAAAGCAGCGGCUCUUAACAAGAUCUUGCGGGCCGUCAUGCCAACGGCAGGGGCGAAACGCAUGGAGCGGUACCUGAAGGCGAUCAAAACGACUCCGAACGCCGACAAAGUCGAGAAUCUGAUGGAUGGCAUCUUGCGCGACAUGCAGGUGCUGACGGUCAGCCAGGUUGUCAAUGCACCAAUACGGUCGCAGAUGAAGGAACUGAUCGCGGCGAUAGAGAGGAUGGAAGUGGAAAGAACGGACGACGGGAGUUGCGCGCCCGCGGUAUCUUUGUACAGCGCCGGCUCCGGGUCGCAGUACGUACACAGCGGGCGGGGUGAUCAAAACGUGGUUGCCGGACAUGGGGUUCAGAUAACCGGGAAGUCAACGGGACCGUUUUACUUUGGUCGGACAUACGCUUGA